UAAAUUACUAAAUAAGUUUUAAAAAUUUUUAUAUUUUAUCGUAAAAUAUAAGCCUUAACUUAGCACGCUCAUUAUGCCUUUAAGAAGGCUUUAGGAUAACUAUUACGCAACAGUCCCCCGGCGUUAAUAUCAACUACUAUUACUACUACAAUCUGAACCGGUUCCUGCCAACAUCGGAUAUGGAUUUAUCGGCGCCAGCAUCCUUAUCUAUUCCUCAAUCGCUAUUUCACAAUCAUUGUAUUGGUAUUUCCACCAUAGGAUGAUAUAUAUGAUGCGCGCGUGUUUAGCAACGGCUAUCUACAUGAAGACUACAGAGGCUCGUGCGGCGGAUGAAGGCGAAAACGCGUCGUUAACAUUGAUGAGCGCUGACAUAGAACGUGUAAUGAGGGGGUCUAAGUUCAUGCAUGAGCUUUGGUCAAAUAUAAUUGAGGUUACUCUUGCUGCUUGGUUACUAUACGGCUUGCUCGGCGCUGCUUUUGUAGCGCCCAUAGUGGUUGUUUUAGUAUGCGUUAUCGGUACAUCUUCCUUCAUGAGAUUCAUGGACGAAUCGCAAAAAAGAUGGAUGGUCGGUGUUCAGAAGCGUGUGGGGCUUACCUCUGGUGUUAUCGGCAACAUGAAAAAUAUAAAGAUCUCUGGCCUCACGAAUCCCAUCGCCCGCUUCAUCGAAAAUCUUCGAGUAGACGAGUUACGAGCAGGGUCAAAUUUCCGAUCGCUAAUUUUGAUGUCCGCAGUCUUUGCUUAUAUACCACUCCUCCUAUCCCCAGCGAUAACCUUCGGGGUGGCUCAACGAAGCAUGGAUGCUACAAAAUUGUUCACUUCGUUAUCUUACCUAUUACUCAUGUCAAACCCCCUUAAAAACUUACUGGAAACAUUACCUCUGAUGGCCGCAGCAGUCGCUUGCCUAAGCCGUAUAGAGAAAUACUUAAAGAGUGAGGAACGUGACGAUUACCGCGUCUUUACUGCUGGGUCGAUAAGGGACACGGAAAAGACACCCCUUGAUCAAUCUGACAAGUCUCCGGUAGUCACGAUAAAGAACGGCAGUUUCGGUUGGAAGAUUAACAAUAUGGUCCUAAAAAAUCUCGAUAUCGAAAUCCCUAGAGGUUCUCUUACGAUGGUUGUUGGACCGAUUGCGUCAGGGAAGUCGACACUGUGUAGAACGCUCCUGGGGGAGAUACCUCAUAAUCAAGGAACAGUAGCAAUGGCUACCAAGCUUUCACGUGUUGGAUAUUGCGAUCAAACACCAUUCCUAUCGAACGGCAGUAUCAGAGAUAACAUCAUAGGUUAUUCGCCAUUUGAUGCGCAACGUUAUGCCGAAGUUCUUGACGUAACCCUACUUAAUACUGACUUCGAAACAUUGCCACAGGCAGAUAGGACUAAUAUUGGAAGCAACGGCAUAACUCUUUCCGGAGGACAGAAGCAACGUGUCUCACUAGCAAGAUGUCUUUACUUACAGUCUGACCUUUUGAUAAUGGACGAUAUUUUCAGCGGUUUAGAUGCGGAUACUGAAGACCAAGUUUUUCAACGUGUGUUUGGGGUAAAUGGAAUACUGAAACGACGACAAGCCACGGCCGUCUUAUGCACACAUUCCGUUCGCCAUCUUCCGUCCGCCGCGCACGUUAUCGCUCUAAGCACAGAUGGUACCGUUGUCGAGCAAGGGACCUUCGGCGAUCUCCUUGCUAAUCAAAGCUAUAUCCAUAGUCUUGGCGUCAAGCCCUCAUCGACCAGCCAUGCUUCCAGCGAAAUUAUUGAGUCUGACGACACUAUUGAACCUCAACAAAACUUAUUAGAUCGAAUACACACGGAAACUCCCGAACUGGGAGGAAACGACGAAGCGCGACUUAGUGGUGAUACAUCAGUAUAUAUGGUGUACGUGAAAAGCAUGGGAACAAUGCUCGCCGUUGCAUUAUUCAUUUUCGGGGUUCUUUUCGGCUUCUUCUACAAUUUCCCGACAAUAUGGCUCACAUACUGGUCAGCUGAUGCCAUUGCUACCAAUCCCUCGCACUCAUUCGGAUACUAUGCAGGGAUCUACGCUCUACUCGGAGUUUGCGCCAUCGUAUCACUAUUAUGUCUUGGCACUUUACUCUACAUAAAUGUGAUUACUCGAUCCGGGGUCUCCCUCCAUCACCACGCCCUACGAACCCUUAUACACGCCCCUCUCAAGUUAUUUACCACUACUGAUCAAGGCAUCAUCACGAACCUAUUUUCUCAGGAUCUAAGCCUCAUCGAUAACGAGCUCCCUAGCGCCCUCACAAAUGUUAUAUAUACGGUAUUCGUUGGCAUAGGUCAGGCUGCCGUCAUCGCUUCAUCAUCGCCAUACCUAGCAAUCAGUUAUCCAUUCCUGUUUGGUAUGUUAUAUGUAGUUCAGAAGUUUUAUCUUCGAACUUCAAGGCAGUUGAGGUUGUUAGACUUAGAAGCGAAGAGCCCGCUAUACACUCAUUUCCUUGACACUUCGAAGGGCAUCGUGACACUUCGCGCCUUUGGGUUCAUCGGCGAGGAUCGUGCAAAGAACGUCUUCCUCUUGGAUACAUCGCAGCGACCUGCGUAUCUUCUGACUAUGGUCCAGCAAUGGCUGAACUUUGUUCUUAAUGUUGUCGUCGCUAUUCUCGCUGUCAUGCUCACCUCGCUCGCCGUCCGACUCCGUUCCAACUCCGGGUUCACCGGCGCGUCCUUGGUAACGCUGAUGUCAUUCGGGGAAAUGCUAUCUGGCGUAGUCAUUUAUUACACGGCUCUCGAGACUUCCCUCGGUGCUAUCAGCCGGCUCAAAGCUUUCGAUAAAACUGCGGAAACGGAGGUCAAGGACGAAGAAGAUAUCAUACCACCGGAGGAAUGGCCACAACGGGGUGAGAUUGUGCUAAACGGUGUGUCAGCUAGUUACGACAACGAGGUCGAAACCGAGAUGCCGACCUUAGCCUUGAAAAAUAUUAAACUUAAAAUACGCCCCGGGGAGAAAGUGGCAAUUUGUGGACGUACCGGAAGUGGGAAAUCGUCCCUAGUUGCCCUUCUACUCAAACUUCUCGAUCCGAUCAAGGAGACAUGCGAUGGUGUUGACAUUGACAAUACGCCACUCAAUCGUAUAGAUCGCGCCACACUUCGCCAACGUAUUAUCGCCAUACCUCAGGAUGUCGUCUUCCUCCCGGAUGGAUCGACAUUCCAAGAAAAUCUCGACCCUUUUAAUGUCUCCACCACCGCAGAUGCUCAGGCCGUUCUCGAAGCGGUGGGUCUCUGGAACUUCAUCCGUGAUAAAGGUGGCCUCGAGGAGGGCAUGUCGGUAAGUAACUUUAGUCAAGGCCAGCGACAGCUAUUCUCUCUUGCCCGAGCGGUUCUUCGCAGACGCAUUCGUGCGCGUAGCCUCGGGUUCGGUGGGGGCGGAUCCGAGGGCGGGGUUCUACUUCUUGACGAGGUCAGCUCAAGCGUCGAUCGGGAGACAGAGAAGACGAUGCAGGAAGUGAUUCGCGUCGAGUUUAAGGAGUAUACGGUUGUCGCAGUAAGUCAUCGCUUAGAUAUGAUUAUGGAUUACAAUCGCGUCGUUGUCAUGGAGAAGGGCGAGAUUGCCGAGGAGGGUAACCCUGCGCUGCUAGUCAAGGAACCGGGAACUAGAUUCGGAGAAUUGUGGAACGUCAGCGGGAACUAAAUUUGCUUGGCGACCUCGAUAAAACGUGCAUGAUGAGGGUCAACUUUGUUAGUAUACCAACCUAGGACCUGGUUAUUUAGCAAAAUAAUAUCCUGCAAAUGUAAACAAUACUCACCGGUAGGUAGUCGUCGAAAUCGCGUCGCAAGAAUAGAUGUAGACGCGACCGAGCAAAAUGAAUAAGUAAUGAGUAAGUGUAAUCAAGUGCAUUCUUCUCCACGUCCUCAAUUGAAUGAAGAUUGUG
Molecule: messenger RNA, 3872 nt
Organism: Annulohypoxylon maeteangense
Lineage: Eukaryota; Fungi; Ascomycota; Sordariomycetes; Xylariales; Hypoxylaceae
Product: P-loop containing nucleoside triphosphate hydrolase protein
Exons: 5
Coding region: 260-3631 (1123 amino acids)
Biological process (GO): transmembrane transport
Cellular component (GO): membrane
Molecular function (GO): ATP hydrolysis activity; ATP binding; ABC-type transporter activity
Source: RefSeq, a predicted model, not a curated record